Molecule: messenger RNA, 729 nt
Organism: Melampsora larici-populina 98AG31
Lineage: Eukaryota; Fungi; Basidiomycota; Pucciniomycetes; Pucciniales; Melampsoraceae
Exons: 5
Coding region: 1-729 (242 amino acids)
Source: RefSeq, a predicted model, not a curated record
AUGACUCUAUCAAGGAAAGAAAAGGGAGCAUAUGAUAAGAAAGCCACACAAAGAUUACAAAUACCUAUUAGUAUACUGGGAUCAUUCUGGUUCACCAAUUCUCAAUAUCUUACAAACCCUGGCCGUGGUCAAUCAAAGCACAUUCAAUUUCUAAGCACCCUCCCUGCUCCUGCGUCAAUCUGGACAGAUGGUAUACUUUUGAAUUGUGGGAACCUAGUAAAGACUUUGAAACUCAAAUUGCAUGAUUUGUCUGGCUAUGGCAAUGCAGAGGCUUCACAAAUGAGCAAGAGUGUUGAGGAUAACACAUUGCCAUUUGACACAUUCAAAGACCUGACAAGACAUGGAAUUGGACUGGUAAAUAUCAAGAAGAUUUUCACUGCUUUUCCUGGUCUAGAGUUGGUAGUAAUUGAUAUUCCAGCAGAUUCAUAUGACUCAAACUCGUUUACUCUGAUUUCCUACGGCUUGACACCUCUAUUGAGACUCAUCCCGCAUUCAAGAGUGAUUAUGUUUGGCGGGAAUUUACACUGUCAGAUGAUGAGAGCAAAUCUAAGGCUAUCAAGUGUUUAUACUGCCCGUUGGUCCAAAGAACUAGUCGUUUGUGGAUGUUGUGGGAUCAAGCUUCUUUCUCACUGGAAGAUGAUGAGGUCUAGAACCAUGCUUCAUUGGGCUGAAGUUUGGAGUGAAGUUGUUGAUGUGCCAUUGAUUGCGGUGGAGUCAAAUGGCAACUGA